Messenger RNA from Anisakis simplex (herring worm), 351 nucleotides. Lineage: Eukaryota; Metazoa; Nematoda; Chromadorea; Rhabditida; Anisakidae. The record is from the annotation of a GenBank genome assembly.
AUGAGAUACGACUCUCUGUUUGAUACAAACGUUUUGGAAGAGGGCUGGAUGGAGAGGCUAUCGCUACAAGAAAAGUCUGAAACGUGGAAGGGGCAGGGGAUGAGCGGAGAAGGACGGGGAUGUUCAUCGGAUGCUGUCGAACAACUGAACAGUGUUGAUAUGAGAAACGAUAACGAAACUACCGCAGUCGGAUGCAGUCAACCGAAUCGCUCAGAACCGUUGGAUGCAUACAUUCAAAUUAAUCAACAAUGCUACUGCAACACAGCUGAUUACUGUAACGCUGCUGCAACGUUACUCCAUUCUCUGUCAGUUGUUCUACUACCGUUCUGUGUGCUCGUCGUUCAAUUCUAG